CAGUGUUGUUCUCUAAAGUAUAUAAUUAGUCGUAUAAACAUGGAUAUACGGAUUUUGUUUUGCAUAUCGAUUUUGUUAUAUAAUUUGCUGAUCAUAUCGUCAUCUUUUACGAGAAAGAUUUUGUAUUCAACCUAUUCAUUCAUUAAGGAAUUUGACGUCGAAUCAAACAAUGUGACUAUUCUAGCCGAACAAUCUGACCGAGUGUAUGGUAUGACCUAUGAUGAUAAAAACAACUAUAUUUAUUUCACCCCAGACACUUCUCCUACGAUGUAAUGAGAUUUCGUUACCCAUCACAAAACUAUACGCUACAAACUAUUUGCACAACAAGAAUUAACCCAGGAGGAAUAGCUAUAGAUUACGUAAUGGGACAAGUGUAUUUCGCUCAUGAUCGCUCUAAGAUCUCUAGAUGUAACUUAGAUGGAUCAAAUGCAGUGGAUAUCCAUACAAGUCUGACCGGACCUUUUGCCUUAGGACUCGAUGUUACUAAAGGGUGGAUGUAUUUUUCAGAAAAUGGAGUACCACGUAAAAUGGUAAGAUCAAGAUUUGAUCUUUCUCAAAGACAAGACAUUUAUACUCAACCAACAGAGGCAUACAGCCUUGAUCUAGAUCUGGAGGAACAAAAGCUUUAUUGGAUUAUUGAUGAAAGUAAUGAAAUCAAAUCAGCAAACUUUGAUGGGACUGAUAUUAAAACGGUUAGGAACAUUAAUCCACAUGGCAGCAAAUAUGACAACGUUGCCAUUCGCAUUUCUAGAAGUUACAUUUUCUUUACUGAACUUGGCAAGUUAUUUAGAAUGAAUAAAACGACUGCGACCUCGCCAACUCUAUUGUUUACCGACACACAGCGUAUUAACAGCUUAUAUCUUUACGAACAUACAGGUAAGAAACGUCAUUUACUCAGUCUGAAAAGAAAUGAUAUUUCGUAACAAAUAACAUUUGAAAAACUAUUGAUAAAAGCUCACUCGAUGAAAGAUUUUUUUGGUGAAAAAUUUCUAUUUGGCCGCAUUUUGAUAUGAUUUGUCUGUAGUGAUUAAUGAAUAGUUCUGGCAAAUAAAAUGAAUUUCUUUGGUCAUUCAUGUAGAAAUAAAUAAUUUCUUGAACUCCGAAUCAAUUCUUUUAAAGAUAGCAAAGUUCAAGUCCAAUGUUUUAAUAUUGUAUUUCUGUGUACAGAUAUUUUAUUAUAACUUUAUGUUUUUGUUGAUAUAGCAUGAAUUGUUUUGUAUUUAUAUUCUAAUUACUUUGCCUGCUUUCAAUAUGUAGAAUUACCAUAAUAAUAUAUAUAUAUUUUUAAUAUUACAGUGUGUUUUCCAUUGAGUGAUUUUCAUGAUUGUAUAUUUGAAUAUCGAUAAAAAUGUCUGUCGUGAUAAAGCCUUGAUUUUGACUCUGAUAUUGUAUGAUGUUUUGGGUUUUUUAAUUUUUGCAAUUUAGCAAACAAUAAUGCAAAUAGGAGAGUUGUCUCAUUGGCACUCAUACCACAUCUUCCUAAAUCUAUAUUAUAGAUUGUAAAAGUCGUCCUUGUAUUUGCAGAAGAAAAUCUGCACUCAUUGUUGAUACCUUUAUCUGCAAGUGCAUGCUAUGUUUAUUAUGAAUGCCAUAUUUUUUCAACAUUAAAAUAGUUUGGUACAUCAGAAAUAUCUAUACAUUAUUAGGUAUAGCUUCAUCAUCACCAUUCAUUCAAAUUCUUCUUGGAGUAUGUUAUACAUCUAAGCAGACGCCACAGAAGAAGACAGAAUUGAUGAAACUUACAUUUAAGACAUUUUAAAAAAGCAAAUUUCGAAUCUUUCAUGAAUAGUAUUUGAAGAGUUAUUCUUAAAUUAAUAUAGUAAUGGGGAAAUAGCUACGAGAUAUAUAAGAAUUUUACAGCCAGUAUGGUCAAAAUAAGAAACAUUAAUAAUAAUUCGACCUCAUUUAAUCCGUAGUCAGGUGACCUUUAAUUCAACCCCUCAUCGAGAGAUUGAUUACGCCAAAAAAAAAAUGCGUGUUCCGUUAUUAAAAGGAAACAAAUGUCAACAUUGAAAGUGAAACAAAGGUAAAUUAUUUGAUUGACCGAUUUGAUCAACAAAACCUUAUUCUUAUACAGCUAUUUACAAAUGAUGAUUUACAUAUAUUGUUAAUCUAUAAUAUGAAAUUAAACAAUGUUUUUAAUUUUGAUAUAAGUUUUAGUAUUUUAUAAAUCAAGUAUGAGAAUUUGAGUCAAAUCUGUAAACAUGAAUUCGACAGUUAAUGCAUCUUUUGUUUGAUUUGUGUGAUUACUUUGAACCAGUAUUAAUAAAGAAUAUGCUUUCGUGUUACUCUUUCAUUUUUCUAAUAAUAGUGAUUAUGUAAGUACUGGUUUGAAGUUUU
Mytilus trossulus (common blue mussel) is the source of this 2340-nucleotide messenger RNA. Its product is annotated as low-density lipoprotein receptor-related protein 6-like. The transcript has 5 exons. Bases 273 to 923 code for a protein of 216 amino acids. Lineage: Eukaryota; Metazoa; Mollusca; Bivalvia; Mytilida; Mytilidae. The record is from RefSeq and is a predicted model, not a curated record.